AUGGGUGGUGUUGUUGCAGGUCCUCCGGAAUACACCCAAAAGGACGCCUUGGGCUUAGAGAUUCUCUACUCUGGAGAUGAGACUAAAGUCAACAUUGAUAUCAUCGCUGUACAUGGCCUCAACGGCGGAGCUCUGUCAACCUGGAGCAAGCUGCCAGCUAAAGAUGCAAAACCAUGCUGUUGGAUCCGGGAUCUUUUGCCGUCUAUUUCAACUACAGACAUGUGUCCACGCAUAAUGUCAUUUGGCUAUAAUGCAAGGAUUUGGAGCAAAACGGCCAAGCAGACAAUUUACACUGUGUCCAGCGAGCUUCUGACCCAGCUUGUAGAUUGUCGGAAAGGUAUUGAAGACAAUCGGUCCAUACUAUUCAUUGCCCAUACUAUGGGUGGAUUAGUAGUCAAGUCCUGCCUCUUGCUUUCUCGAAGUUCUCGGGACGCAUCACCAGACUUUGAUAUCCAGCGGUCCACGCUGGCAGUAGUUCUCUUCGGUACCCCGCAUUCUGGCUCAAAGCUGGCAGUUGUUGGUAGCAUAGCAUCCAACUUAUCCUCUUUGGUCCAGGGAAAUGCCUCUGUGGAAUAUUUCAAAGGCCUCAAAAUCAAUUCCGCUAUGCAGCAGCAUCUUAAUCAGUAUUCCGAGUUUCAAGAUCGCUAUAGACAACAUGACUUUAUUGAAUCGAAGGCUGAACAUGCUGGGAAGAGGGUGGUAGAUGGAUCCAUUACGAAGCAUCGAACUCUGAAUAUGAGCACUAGUUUUCUUGACGCAAACCACACAGAUAUGGCUAGAUUUACAGGACCACGGGUCCCAAAUUGGCGUUCUGCUUCCGAAAAGAUCCACAGUAUCUUAUGCGCAAUCGAUAUCAACCUAGGAUCGCAACAAGCUGUCAACACUGCACCAGCCAUCUGCGACCUUCUCUUUGAGCGCAAAGACAAAUUGCAUCAGAUCGAUAAAUUACUCGCUAGUUCAAUUGAUGAAAAUGCGCGUGUGGCAAUCAUUUCAAGUAAGAUGCUCGCAACCCUCCACCUAGGAAGAUCUCCGAGCACGACAACAAUAACACUUGACAUCAAACCUUUCUCGCUCGCAGAAAGCUUGUCUUUCUGCCGCGGUAUCUUAACUGCUAAAGGGUACACGCGUGAGAUUUCCAAGGUUUCUAUCUCAUCAAUAUCAGCCUCGUGCGAAAAUCUCCCACUUCUCCUGGCUAUCGUCGCUCGCCACAUUGCAGCAAGGGACUUGGAAGAUUGUAGCCUCGAUAGAAAGCAAAUCAUGGAUAUCAUCAGCUUGUCUUCCCCGGAGGCUUCGCUGAAGCAUAGCACUGAAGAUCUGGACUCAUGCGCUCGGCAUCUUCUGCGCCUUCUCUCGUUCCUGGACAGCCAGGGUGUCUCGAGCUCACUAAUCAUACUUGGUACAGCGUCUACUCCAAGCUUUGUGGACUGCGACGGCAACAGCUGGUUGUAUGUUGAGAAACAGGCUGAGAAAGAUCUGAGACAACAUUUAGAUACUGCAGUCGAUAUCUUUAAAACAAAAGGAUUUCUCAAAUCCGAUCGUCUAUGCCUUCAUCCAGUGGUACAAGAUAAAGCUCUAGAGAGUAUGAGCGUAGAAGAGCGGGUCAACAUCUGGUCAUGGGCGAUUACGUUGAUAUUCAAACUCACACCCAAGCAACAGGGUGGUAUCCCGCUCAGCAAGUAUUGGAAAGGCGUAUCUCAGUGGCUUCCUCACAUUCAACAUCUCUUACAACAAUGGAAGAAUGACCAUGAACUGUCAACAGAGGAUCGCAAACUGUCUGACAAUCCACUCCUGCUCGAAAUCGGUCGAAUCUGGGCCUGGAUGCUAUAUGAGCAAGGAAGGUUAUUAGAAGCCCAGGACAUAAUCGAUACACCCCUUCAUCUCCUGAAGUGCAUCCAGCAACGCUCUCCGAACCUGAAAGUCUCCGCAACAGCGACUCUCGCGCACGAAGGGAAUCAACAUCAGACUGCCCUGGAUGAAAUGAGGGUUUCUAAGUCGUUGAGAGAAUCAGUGCAUGCAUCCAACAGAGAUCUGGUCGAUUCGGACACAAACAUCGCAGUGGCUUUGAUUAUGAUGGAGGACUCAACUGAUGAAGCUACUAAUCUCCUGAAAGCGGGCCUCGCGUACGCCAACAGACAUCGAGAUGACAAAGUCAUGCAGCUUCUAGAGCCCAAAUACCAUGCCAAUUUGGCCUUAUGCCUUUUGCUUCAGAGCCGCUUGCUCGAAGCAUUGGACGAGGUUCAUAUAUCUUUAAAGGGCGAAAAGGAUGCUUUGGAAAAAGCCCGUGUCUAUUUCACACUGGGCAAAAUUCAACUUGCUACAUACAACGCCAAUCAUCCGGAAGCUUUGUACCUAGCAGAAGCCGCAUUUCAAAAGUGCUGGGAUCUUCGCCAGCGGCACAGUGGCACACAUUAUCUUGUGGGCUAUACGCUGCACAAACUUGGGGAGGUUUUCAUCAUGAGGGCUUGUCUCGAAGAAGCAUCGACCUAUUUCCAAUUAGCGGCCCAAAGUUUCCGACAAGCACAAGGCCAGAUCCCCAAUGGACCACUGAUCCGAACGCUGUGGGCUUGGUCCGCUGCUCUCUACUCACAGGAAAAGGUGGAACAAGCUGGUAGUAUCAGGCAAGAGGCUUUGAAUUUGAUCCGACAUUCUGACCAGGUUUUGAGAGGGGCCGAUGGGAAAGCGGAGUUUCGCGUCGCGGACUUGACAUUGGAGCAAUGCCAAACACGAGCCGGCAGAGGCGAGUUUGAGCAAUGGGUGCCUUUUCCUCACCGGUGA
Molecule: messenger RNA, 2775 nt
Organism: Mollisia scopiformis
Lineage: Eukaryota; Fungi; Ascomycota; Leotiomycetes; Helotiales; Mollisiaceae
Exons: 10
Coding region: 1-2775 (924 amino acids)
Molecular function (GO): protein binding
Source: RefSeq, a predicted model, not a curated record